ACCAAAAUCAAAACAGUACAAAACAAAACCUUCUCUACCUUAUAUUACAUCUACCCUCCACAAAAUUAAUAUCACCACUUCCUACUUCCUCCCUAAACAACAACAACAACAACAACAACACACCAACACUUGUUUUGAUUCCAUCAUAUUAAUAUGGAUCAUGGUAUGGAUGGCCAUGGCAUGGGUGGCAUGAUGAUGACACCACCCCCAUCAUCAUCAUCAUCAUCAUCCAUGAACAUGGGUGGUGCAUCAUCUCAUAAGAAGAUGAUGAUGCACAUGACAUUCUAUUGGGGUAAAGAUGCAUUAGUUCUCUUCAAUGGAUGGCCUGGGACCCACAUAUCUAUGUACAUACUCUCUCUAAUAUUUGUCUUUGUUUUGGCUUUUCUUGUUGAAUGGUUAUCUCGUUCUCGCAUAGUUAAAUCCAGAAGAAACGACGUCGUUUCAGGUCUCAUGCUAACACUUCUUCAUGCUCUACGUAUGGGGCUUGCUUAUCUUGUAAUGCUUGCUGUUAUGUCCUUUAAUGGUGGUAUUUUUUUGGUUGCUGUUGCGGGUCAUGCUAUCGGGUUCUUCAUCUUUGGUUCUCGGGUUUUCGAGUCGGGUCGUAAAGGUUCUGAAGACCCGGAUCUUCCUCCCAUGAGUUGUUGAGUCCUAUGAUUAAUUUGGGGUUGAAGGGUAUUUAGGCUGAAAAUGUGGAGUAAAUGGUGUAUUGUUAUUUUGGUUUUGGGAGAUUAUCAUUGUUAAAAGUUAAAACCUUGAAUGAUUGUUUUCCUAAUAUGUUCA
Beta vulgaris subsp. vulgaris (sugar beet) is the source of this 780-nucleotide messenger RNA. Its product is annotated as copper transporter 1. Bases 154 to 645 code for a protein of 163 amino acids. NCBI's taxonomy places the organism in Eukaryota, Viridiplantae, Streptophyta, Magnoliopsida, Caryophyllales, Amaranthaceae. Gene Ontology annotation, cellular component: plasma membrane. The transcript has a single exon. Gene Ontology annotation, molecular function: copper ion transmembrane transporter activity. The record is from RefSeq and is a predicted model, not a curated record. Gene Ontology annotation, biological process: intracellular copper ion homeostasis; copper ion transmembrane transport.